AUGGCGGCCCUGGCCCGCCAGCUGCAGCGUCUUCUCUGGACCGCUUGCAAGAAAAAGGAGAGGGAGAAGGAGGGGGAAGAGGAAGAGGAGGAUGAGGAGGAGGGGCGCGGGGCCCUCGAUGGGCCUCGGUCUCUGUUGACAGCGCCGCGCCGCGCCCAGCGGCCGCACGGGGGUGCCGAGGCGUCUUGGGGCCUGCGCUUCGGGGCGAGCGCAGCGCAAGGCUGGCGCGCGCGCAUGGAGGAUGCUCACUGCACUUGGCUUUCGUUACCUGGUCUGCCCCCGGGCUGGGCCUUGUUUGCCGUCCUCGACGGCCACGGUGGGGCUCGAGCUGCCCGCUUCGGUGCACGCCAUUUGCCAGACCAUGUGCUCGAGGAGCUGGGCCCGGAGCCUAGCGAGCCCGAGGGCGUGCGCGAGGCGCUGCGCAGAGCCUUCUUGAGCGCCGACAAGCGCCUGCGCUCCCUCUGGCCCCGCGUGGAAACAGGCGGCUCCACGGCCGUGGCGUUGCUGGUCUCCCCGCGGUUUCUGUACCUGGCGCACUGCGGUGACUCCCGCGCGGUGCUGAGCCGCGCUGGCGCCGUGGCCUUCAGCACAGAGGACCACCGGCCCCUUCGACCCCGGGAACGCGAGCGCAUCCACGCCGCUGGCGGCACCAUCCGCCGCCGCCGCGUCGAGGGCUCUCUGGCCGUGUCGCGAGCGUUGGGCGACUUUGCCUACAAAGAGGCUCCAGGGAGGCCCCCCGAGCUACAGCUCGUUUCUGCGGAGCCUGAGGUGGCUGCACUGGCACGCCAGGCUGAGGACGAGUUCAUGCUCCUGGCCUCUGAUGGCGUCUGGGACACUAUGUCUGGUGCUGCCCUGGCGGGACUGGUGGCUUCGCGCCUCCGCUUGGGUCUGGCCCCAGAGCUUCUCUGCGCGCAGCUGUUGGACACGUGCCUGUGCAAGGGCAGCCUGGACAACAUGACCUGCAUCCUGGUCUGCUUCCCCGGGGCCCCUAGGCCUUCUGAGGAGGCGAUCAGGAGGGAGCUCGCACUGGACGCAGCCCUGGGCCGCAGAAUCGCUGAACUGUGUGCCUCUGCUCAGGAGCCGCCCAGCCUGAACACAGUUUUCAGGACUCUGGCCUCAGAGGACAUCCCAGAUUUACCUCCUGGGGGAGGGCUGGACUGCAAGGCCACUGUCAUUGCUGAAGCUUAUUCUCAGAUCUGCCAGGUCUCAGAAGAGUGCAGAGUGAAGGGGCAGAAUGGUGCUGGGAAGUCCACCCCUACGCAUUUGGGCUCAGCCUUGGACAUGGAGACCUGACAGCUGUUGUCCUUUGGGGAUCCUUUGCUCCACUGGGGCCUCAACAGAACUAAAGAAGAAAGCCGACCCUUUCCCCAACUACAUGCACCAGCGGAAGGGAGGAAGGCCAGUGUAGGAACCCAAAAUGCUUACUUCCUCUCUUACUUCCCUCUCACAGAAAAGGCUUACGAGAGGGGAAAUUCCACCAACAUCCAGACCAAAAA
This is a messenger RNA of Rhinopithecus roxellana (golden snub-nosed monkey), 1496 nucleotides long. It is a transcript of the gene PPM1N, whose product is annotated as protein phosphatase, Mg2+/Mn2+ dependent 1N (putative). The record is from RefSeq and is a predicted model, not a curated record. Bases 1 to 1293 code for a protein of 430 amino acids. Gene Ontology annotation, molecular function: magnesium ion binding; protein serine/threonine phosphatase activity; manganese ion binding. The transcript is spliced from 5 exons. Gene Ontology annotation, biological process: protein dephosphorylation. Lineage: Eukaryota; Metazoa; Chordata; Mammalia; Primates; Cercopithecidae.